Molecule: messenger RNA, 1590 nt
Organism: Diplodia corticola
Lineage: Eukaryota; Fungi; Ascomycota; Dothideomycetes; Botryosphaeriales; Botryosphaeriaceae
Product: heterokaryon incompatibility
Exons: 1
Coding region: 1-1590 (529 amino acids)
Source: RefSeq, a predicted model, not a curated record
AUGGCGCCAUCAUACGAGGCCAUCUCAUACGCCUGGGGCCCCGCCGAAGAGUGUGGAGACAUCCUAUGCCACGAUAGAAGACUGCGCAUCCCCUGGAACCUGGAACAUGGCCUCAGGAAGUUCCGUCGACUAAGAAAGAAGCGAAUCCUAUGGGCCGACUCGGUAUGCAUCAAUCAAGACGACCCUACAGAACAGGGUCACCAAGUGCAAAACAUGUCAAAAGUAUAUGAAAGGGCCAGAAGAGUACUCGUCUGGCUGGGCCUCGACGAGAGUUGGAACGCUACUGCGUUAUUCCAAUUCAUUCGUGCAUCGGAGCGUCUUCUUCCACUACCGGGCCAAUCCAAUAUCGAUUUCGACCAUCAGAUCCUAGCAUAUGGUGAGAGAUACUGGCUCUGUAUCAAUCGCCUCGACCGUUCAGGCUGGUUCGACCGUCUCUGGGUCAUCCAAGAGGUCGGCCUUGCAUCAGUUGCCAUCUUACACUUCGGAUCGGCUUCUUUGGAGUGGGAAGUAUUCUCCUCGUUUUGCUGGUAUUUGACGGACUUUCUGGACGAUAACAACUUGCGUUGGCCAUUUCCCUUGUCCAGUGUCAUUCUUUUAUGUCUCACCAACUUUCGAAACCCCAGCAAAAGUAUUCUUGAUAUUUUGGACAUCGGUACAAAUAAACUCUGUUCUGACAGCAGGGAUCGAGUAUAUGCUUUUCUCGGGCAUAGAGCCUUGCAAGAUAGCCUAUCGAACCCAUCUUCCGAGCUCUAUCUUCCCGUCGACUAUGAAGUCCCCCCCUCGGAACUCUACAGGUCCGUCGCCGUGCGAAUACUGCAGUCGGAAGGCUACUCAUCUCUUGACCUUCUGAAUUUUGUCGAGCAUGGUACAGAGUCUAUCCUAGACCUCGAGGCCAGCUCGUGGGUUCCGCGAUGGGACUAUAGUGUUUCACAUUCCUACAGAUACAGUCGUUUCGCAUCGCAUGGGCAGACUACCGCAAAAGUUUGCUACGAUGGACGAAGGUUAGAUGUGGAGGGGUUCAUCCAUGAUUCCGUUGUGUGGACUUCCGACAUGCUCCACGGUGAUCAUUUUCCAGAGGAGCCCACCGAAGCGUUCGACUGCGCCUACCCACAUCCGUUCAGCCAAACUUGGAAUCUUCUCCGCAAAAUUGGUGGCGAACAAUCACGCAGUCUAUUGGAGGCAAUGUGUUUGUCAUUGGGCUACAUCGGAAUGGAAUCCGAGGACUCUCGAUUCCUAGGCGGUGCAGUGGCAUAUGCCGAUGCAAUGAGGUUGGACGUUUCGGGUUUAGAGGAUUUGAUUUCCCAUGAAGAGAUAGGAUACUUUCGGUAUUGGAUGGAACCUUACGAUCAUCGUUUCUUCACUACUUCGCGCGGUUGGAUAGGAGUGGGGCCAGAAGUUACUCGGCCUGGGCAUGAUGUUUGUAUUCUCUUCGGGGCUAAACCCCCAUUCAUUGUUUGGCAACUUCCGUCUGCAGGUGAGCAUUUGUACAGACUGUGUGGUCCUUGCUAUGUUCACGGUAUCAUGAACGGGGAGGCGAUCGAAAUGUUGGAAAGGGGAGAAUGCGAGAGGACGACCUUCCACUUCAUCUGA